GACAAAUCAACCUCCACUGGAACAUCAUGGAAGAGAGCUUUUUAAUCUAAAUGGAUAAAUCUUGUCAUAAAAUCUAGGGUUGUAGUUCAUUGAUUCCAAUAAGAGCUAAGUAGAAAUUGAAAGGGGUCUUGACUUCAGGAUUGACAUGGCUGUGUUUGUGAAGAAUGAUAUCACCAGUACAGGGGCAGAUACACUGAAGCUACAACUGGACAUGCUAGCUGUGCUGGAGGCUAACAUGCUAAACGGAGAACACAAUGGUCUCAUCACCUACCACUUUGCAAGGCCUGACCCAAAUGAUCCAUACAGAGUUCAGUACAUUGAGGUAUAUGGAAGUCCGGAGUCAUUUGUAAAUCACUUAACACCUGAAGCAAUGGACCUCUUGACCACAAACCUAGCCCCAGCCAACCUCACACGCUUUGACAAGAACAUCUUUGGCACUAACCUUGAUAACAACCAGGACGUGUUGGAUAUCCUCAAGCCAUUUGGAGUUGAUAAGAUGCCUAAUAUUGCCAAGGGGUAUAUCCUUCACCCUAAUGCAAUAUUCAAAGAUUCCCUUAGUGAUCAAAAACCAACAAUGGUGGACUUCAUCAUGAAGACAAAACACAGGGAAGAUGUGAAAUCCCAGAUUGAUGAACUUGUCAAGAUGGCGAAAGCUGACAUUCUUACAAUGGCAGCAACAGAACAUGAUGACAUCAUAGAGUUGACAGAGAUUUGUGGUAGCAACAGUGCUCUAGUGAAUCACCUAGGUGCACCAGAGGCCAAGAGUAUUAUUGGCAAGAUGGAGUCACUCUGUGAGAGUGUUUAUGUGAAUGUAUACGGGGAGACGCACGAAGGGACCAAGGAGAUGCUGAAGGAUUUUGGGUUUGAGACUAAUUAUAUUAAUACAGAUGCUGGUUUCAUACUUAACCCAAACCCCGAUAGCAAUGGAAAGUGAAGAAGUGUUAUAUCACUCUUAAAUACUGUAGUUAUUCAGGAAAAUACUUUGCUCAAACCAAAGCUUAUUAAAGGACAAACCAAUAUUAUGAUGUCAUCCUAAAAUACAUUCAUUGCAUUCAGGGAACUUAUCCCUAACUAUGAUUAUAAAUUGUCAACAAUCAAUUUGUAUCAAUCAAAUAAUCAAGGUAAAUAAUUAUAAAGUAUAGUAAGGUUUCAGCACACACACUGCCCCCAGAGUGGCAAAUCCCUCCCAAAAAACAUAUUUUAAAUCAAAUUGCUUCUCAACCAAAUCUUGAUGUUUUAUCGGAAAUUUUUGAGCAAAUAUCAGCUUAUAAAGUCUGAACCAAAUCAAUUAACUGGUAUUUGAGUUAAUUGCCGGUCAGACAUAUGGAUGGUCAAAAAUAGACAGACAGAUGGCUUCUCUAUAUCCCUAUUCAAACUUAGUUCGGUUGGAUAACUAUAAGGUACAAUAACUACAACAAGGUAUACUCACUGCCUGAGGGUCAGAGAAAUCUGGCAUCUCCCCUGUGGUGAUUGUGACAACGAGACAUGUGGCGGCUAAAACUAUCACACCACCUAUCACAACAUACGGGUAGUGUGCCAAUAUUCUAGAGUAGCUGAAAAUAUAUAAAUAAAUUAUGAAUAACAACUCUUUUAUUA
This is a messenger RNA of Owenia fusiformis, 1596 nucleotides long. Lineage: Eukaryota; Metazoa; Annelida; Polychaeta; Sabellida; Oweniidae. The record is from the annotation of a GenBank genome assembly.